GUCCUUGCCCCCUCCCCGUUGCUCGCUGCAGGCCCCUGUGCUCUGGGCAGCACUCUCUCAUCCAAUACCCAGCACUUCCCUUUUCAGCUGAUUGUGCAACUUAAACUUCAUCUCAUUGCAUCAGUUCAAAUGGUUUUUUUUUCACCUUUAACAUUAUUUUUGUUUUUUUUGCCCCGAAUAUGCCUCUGUCACAAUAACGUCUUCACUUUCAGCUUCUCCUCUGGUUUGCCUUCAGUUCUUCUAGGAUGUUAAUUUAAUUCUUCUCCUGCUCCCCAUUUUCCUUCCCAGGAAUGUGGUUAUUUUAGAGAAAUAUAACAAAUUAAGAGUCCUCUGAAUCAUGCAGUGACCCCCAGAUGACCUAGUGGUACAGUGCUUUGGCACUGGCGGCACAGACGCGCUCGGUGCUGCUGAACUUGCCGCCUUCAGUGUCAUAAGCCUUAUGUCUGAUGUUCUUUCCCUUGUAAACAAAAACAUUUCUCCUUUUUGAAAGCCUACCAGUGGAGCGCAGGAGGCUGGAAUCUACAGGUAUAUAUGUACUGCAGAGCAAGUAUUAAUCCUUUCAUGGCCAAAAGUCAAGGCGCUAUGGAGCCUCUCCAUGUCUGCUGCAGUGACUCGAAUCUCCGACUGGUUUCUUUGAAUCAUAUUUCAUCACUGCCGCAUUUCGGGCCUCUUCGUGCUUGACCGUCCCCCCUACCCAUCGCCCCGUCCUCUUCUCUGCUUUAGUUUCUGUCACACAUGCCGUUUUGCAUCCACGUAUAACGAUGUCCAUGUAAUCUUUUCUCUGAUAUCUGCUCUAGAGGUAAUAUUGGAAUUUGCAGGGACAGUCUUUAACUGGCUUGCAGCUUUUGAAACAUUGAUGAAUUCAUCUUAUAACGUGCAUCUAUGUGUGUGCACAUCCCAGCUUCAUGGGACCUGCUGUUUUUAGUCAGCGUGGCAUGAUGCUACAAGGACAUUACUAACUAGUCUAACAUGUGCUUAUUCAGAUAGUUCUCUGAUUCUCAUAGUAAAGGCCGUGCAAAUUAAAAUUGUGUUAAAAAGACAAGUGGACCAUUGCAAGAACUGCAGGUCUACUUAAAUGUUUUACACAUUUCUACACAUUUACACAAGAAUGGGAACUCUGUUAUUGUACGCAGGGCUGAGUGCUGUUGGAGUAGCAUAAUCACCUCGUCAGAGACCUGACUUAAACCCUAUUGACAGUCUGUGGAAAUACUCUUUGAAUGUUUUGUGAGAUCUUGUGCAAAUCUGCCAAGGGAAAUUAGCAAGUAUUGCACAAGUCAGAAAUCUUGGAUAGACAGUUGAACCGUAGAUUCUAUGUGAGAGGCUGGCUGCCAGCUGGCCAGUGUGUCCUGUAUAAGAGGUGAAUAGACAGUUCAGCUAUAGAUCGGCAUGAGCAGCUGGUGUCCCCUGCUUUGCACCCUGAGCUGCCUGGGAUACACAGCAGGCUCGAUGGAAGUGGAGAGAUGAAAGAAUGGGUAGGUGAGUGGAUGGAUAGUGUAUUGUGGAAUCUUGGAGGAUAAUCCCCACUUGAGGCAGAUGUAAGUUUCAAGCUACUUUAUUCAACAUUUACAUAUUGUGAAGAGUUCCUUGAAGAUUGCUAAUACUGCCCCAUAUUAGUGUCUGCAUGGCUUAAACAGGAAGUUUCUUAAGACUGUUUUAAUAUAUGUGUUAUAAUGUGACUGAUGCUUUGGGGUAGUGAGUUGUUGUGAGUUAGUGUCAUGGUGCACAUGGCGCGUUGAUGAGGGCGCACGGCAUCAUGGUUACCUUAGGGAGAGGCAACAUAGUUCAUGGCUGAAGAUCUGCGUGAGCUGCUCUCAAGAACAGUGCCGAUAUCUCAGCCAAUUCUCCUGCCCUGCGACACUGGAACACUCCCACCGACUGCGCACUAAGCUGCAUCAGGCUGCAUCCAAAGGCAGGUUCCACGUGUCUGCAGUGCAGAGGCUGCAUGAGCACGCCAGUGCAGUUCUGUCUCUGCUCUCCUCUCCCAUCAUCUCCCUUCUGUUGCUCUGAAUUAUCCCGUUCACUGAUGAACGGCGUAUCAUUUCUUACUGGUCUUGUUGUAUGUGGCUUGCACAGCUGUGCGAGGGACCUGCGUCAUGCUCAGUGCAAGAUGCGAGCAGUCACAGGAUGCGAAUGUUCAUGUGUUAACGUUCAGCAACUUUUGUGGUUCAAGUACGAAACCUCAUCCUGCCCUGGAGGUACGCUAUGCUAACAUUUGGUUGGAACUCAGUUCCUACUGAAGCACAAAUCAUGAGCAAAUAUAGUAGCUACUUGAGAUAAAAGAUGCAUCAUGAUUCAUUAAAGAUGAGCAAACACGAGAUCAGUAUUUCACUUGUGUUAUUCAUUACUUGUUCCUUCAGUAGCUCGCAAAGGUUUACAAGAUUAACAGAUACAGUAACUGCUUCAAAUAACAUGCAUCACAAUUCAUUAAUGAUGAACGAGCAUGAGAUCGCUAUGUAACCAAGACUUCGUUUGUGGUUAGUUAAUAUGCAAAUAACAGCAUAACGGCAGGAGACACCUGACGGUCAAACCGCGUUUGAUGGCAGCUUUUCUCUGUUUUGUGAGGACCAUGCGUUGGUCCACUGCAACGCUGUGACAUAAAAAAGCGAAAGAGCUUCGGAAAAACCAAAGGCAGACUAAACUUCUGCUUCUAACUAAAUGGCGAAACAAACAAAGCUUGCUACCAACGAGGCGUGAAGUACAGAGCCAAACCUGCAUCUGCACACAUGUAAGUGUUUACAGUAUUUAAUGCUGCUGUUUUUUUGCCCGUGAUUAUGACAGACGUGCAAUGCAGCAUAGGCUUUCUGCCUUCAUUCAGAGCAGGAACGAAGGUGCCCCCGGCAUCUUCUCAAGACUAACAGCCCAUAGCAACACAUCCUGAAACACACGGUCUCGGGCCGUUUGCCAGCAGCGAGGACGGCCUUGUUCCUCAAUGCAACUUCCGUGUGCUUUCUGCGGUCAGCAUGCGCUAACGUGUUUUUCUGUUUCAGUAUAGAUCUGCACAUGUGUGUUUGAAUGCCAAAGUGGGCCAUUCAGGCUAUGGUGUUGUGCCGCAUUUUCGCUGACACCAGCGCUCUGUCGAUCUCCACCUGAUCUCCACCAUCCACAGGACUGUCGUUAAAACUAUUGAGGUCGUGCCGGUUUUUCCGAGAUCCGGCUUAUUGACAAUUCACGUUUUUCUGCAGGGACGGGCUGCUCUCGCUUUCCGGCGUCUCUUAUCUAAUGAGGCGCGGCGCUCUUCUAGCGUGCUUAAUUAAAAUGCUAAUUACCACACACGUUACACAAUGUGAUUCGCUGACUUCCUUCACAGAGCGCUCCAGAAACCAUUUGUUUAAUUAAAGGGAAAGAUAAUAAUUUGUCUUCCUAUAAAAAUUUUCUCUUUUUUUUUGGUCUAGUAGCUGCGGUUUUAUGAGUAAUUACAGUGUUGGCGGAAACCAACUGAAAGGGAGAGAAUGAGCGUCUCGAUGAACAGGCCCAUCUGCCCAAGGGCAGCUCUGCAGACGCUCCGAUCUGGAUAUUCUCGUUCUGAAAGCAUGCUGGCCUUCAAAGACCUUUUUUGGACGUGUGCUGGGCCAUCUGCAUGUAGACGCUGGUAUCUGCUCGGGGGGGACCUUGGAGAUAGCAGUCAUCCCGGACUUCAAAGGCGUUCCUCAGCGGUUUCCGUGUGUCUGUCAGAUGAGUCGGUGCUUUUAUUGAAUGCUGUAGACCCUGAAGUGAAUUCCUCAAGUGAUGGUGAUGUAACUGAUGGGAGAUGCUACAGGGAGCAGGGCAGCCUGUCAGGGGAAUCGCUUUCAUGGCAAUGGCGGGAUAUUCAGAGAAAACGAUUCAUUCUAAUCAGCCGCCUGUUUUUGUUAGCACAUAAUUAUCCAUAUCUCAUUUGUCAUACCUGUUUUUUUUUUUCUUUUGGAUAUUGCAUAUAGCUGGAUUAUACUUUUUAAACGGUAUAAUGCUUCCCAUAUGCCUAGUCUGGGCACACCUGCCUGUGUUCAGUACAAGUGCCUCAUUUUUAUAGACCAGACAUAGUGGCAGUCCGGAGAAGCUGGUCCAUUGUAUGUAAACCGGAAGCGUGUUGGGAAGCUGCCUCGAGGAUCUGGGGAGUUUUGAUGAAACCAGCCAGCCUUGUGGUUUCUCUGUGGAUGCUUAGCAUGGUGAUUUUUCACACCUGUCCCUCUGAAACGUCACACACCACUCCUGCAGUGAGGGGGACGGGGCAGGGGGUGUAACGCCGCUGCCUUGGAACAUCAGAUGUCUCACCUUCACCAGGCCCUGAAGCAGCAACAGCAGAAGAACCAGCGCCGGCAGGGUGGGAUUACCCCGAUCUCUAACCCCCGGAUCAUCUUCAAGAGCGUCAAGGACAUGACCUGUCCCAUAGCCGCCAAGACCGCCUGGGAGGUCAAACAGCUGGCGCGGCGAUCAUCAAGCCCCCACAACUCCUCCUCCAGCUCCACCUCCACCUCCUCCUCGUCAUCGGUUAAAACGGACCCGUGUCCAUCGGCCCGCACCAGGAAGAUGUCGCAGAGAUCAGACCGGCUGAGCGCACGCCAGCUGAAGAGCACCAAGUGUGCCGAGAUCGACGUGGAGACGCCAGACUCCAUCCUGGUCAACACCAACCUGCGCGCGCUCAUCAAUAAGCACACCCUGUCGCUACUACCUCCAGAGGGUCAGCAGCGUCUCCUGGCACUCCUUCCAGAGGUGGACCGACAGACCUCCUCGGAUGGAUCGCUGAAGCUCAGCAACUCUGCAUUGAACAACGAGUUCUUCACAUCAGCAGCUCAGUCCUGGAAGGAGCGGCUAGCAGAAGGUGAAUUCACUCCAGAGAUGCGGCUGAGGAUACGUCAGGAAAUCGACAAGGAGAAGAAGGUGGAGGCUUGGAAGGAGUGCUUCUUCGAGAGCUACUAUGGGCAAAAUUCUGGACUGACGAUUGAACAAUCCAAAGAGCUGAUGGAGGCAGUCCCUGGUGGAGACUCCAACCAAUCCCAGCCGACCCAACUUCCCACUCCUGAAGAGGCUACAGCGGCAGAUGACGCAAAGACUGAACCUGAACCGAGCUCGGACAUCACGACAGCUUCCAGAUCAGAGGUGGCCUAUGAGGUGCCUGCAACUACCCAUGAGGUACAGGAACCUGCAGGUCCUCAGACCGAAGCUUCUCCUGUGGCCUCUCUGAAUACACAAGUGGUACCAGCUGCCGUGAAAAUGGACAGCACUGCGAUCGCUGCUUUGGCAGCGGACAAGGAACCAAAAGAUGACGGCGGAUCGAAGAUUCAGCUCUCCCCUCGGACACCUCCAGAAACCUCCCCCAUUGACGAGGCCAGCAGUGAGCUAACAGGGAUUGAUUUUAAGGAGGUGAACCAGGAGCCCUUGAAGAGAAAGGCUCCCAGCGACGGGGACGCAGCCUUAAGCCCAGAAAAGAGGCCCCGUGUCUUGGAAGCCGCCCCACUUCCGACAUCCCCUAAACCGUCACCAGAGUCCCCAAGGGUGCCACCACUGAAGAUUCCCGUCUCCCGGAUUGUGUCCACGCAGGCAGCUGCAGGCCAGUUGUCUCCCAGGUCCCCCUUUGUGACCUUGGCUCCUGGCCCCUUUCGCUCGGGGGCUCGCACCCUGGCCGACAUCAAGGCUAAAGCCCAGCUCAGGAGGGCUCAGAGCGCCGCGGCCGCUGCUGCCGCCGCAGCUGCUACUGCCAUUUCCUCUUCUGGAGGAGCUGUGCCAGGCCCAGGACCUGGAGGAGGUGCUGGAGAGGCCAGUCCUGCACCAAGGGGAGGGGCUCUGUCCAGCCAAUCAGAGUCCCAGAUCAAGGGUUCCUCCUUGUCAGGUGGUGAAUCUCAGAUACAAUUACAUCAUGCCGUUACACCAAUAAGAAGCCCUGGACAGGGUGUUUUACCCAUCAAAUCGAACACCAACCAAUCCCAUAUCACCUUGCCCUCAGCCUCAGCUUUGAGCAAAGACCUGCCAAAACAUCCCGAAGACAGACCGAAAGAAUUAUCCCACAGCCAGUUAAGCACAAGUUCUGCUUUGGACAACCAAGUUCUAACGACGUUUCAAGCUGUUCAGAAGCCAUUACUUAGCUCCGUGUCCUGGGUACCUUCUGGGACAGAUUCUGCACCUCCACAUUCAAUUCCCAUUCACAUUACCACAUCCAGGUACAUGACACUGGAGCACCUCUUCACUGGAGGCUCUUCUGGAAAGGCCAGUUCCUCAAUAACUUCUAACAAUCCCCUCGUAACCAAGCUUCUUCAGGGGAAGGAGGUCCCUCUGGAGAAGAUUCUCCAAAAACCACUGGCAGAGGCUCAGCCUGUGAUAGGCGCCUCUGGUGAUAAAGGGAAAUCGCCCAGCACUGCGUUCAGGAGUCUUGCUGUGGGUAGUGGAGGUCAGUUAGUCGCUGGUGUGGACAAGCAGAGACUGUUCAUUUCCAGUCAUCCAUCUGUGACUGGAGCCAGCAGCAAAGAGUUCUCUCUGCACCAACGGGAAAUGCUGAACAAGGCCACCCAGGAGCAGAUCCUGCAGACCCUCAUCAAGAGGGCACACACUCAGCAGUUUGGGUCCGGUCCCCAGUCUUCGCUGCAGGAGGCCUGCGCGCUGGGCUUCCCUGUCGAGUGUCCGACCACAGCUAGCUUUACGGCGGGCUUCUCAGGCCGGAAGAGGACAUCCAGACCUGCCAUGUCAGGGCAUUACCUUCUCAACAUCUCCACCUACGGGAGAGGCUCCGAGGGCAGCAAGAGGGCUGUCUCGACAAUGUCUUCUACUCUGGUUAACCUGAAGAAAGAGUAUGUGGAGAUUGAGGGAAUCCCAGGCACUGACAAUGAGUCAACGAGAGGACAGUCUGCUGGAGCAGACUCUGGAGUGAAGAUAGAACCCCAAGGACCCUCAAGUGAUCCUCACAGUGAAAACCUCGAAGACACAUUUGAUUUCCAUAUGCAAAAAAAGAUCAAGUCAGAGUUCUCAUCCGGACACUCACCUGACAAGGACGAGAAGUCGACCCAAACGACAGGCAGCUUCGCUGCUUCAAGAGCCAAAGAAAUGGUGCAUGUGACCCAGGUGCUCACAGGGCAAGCCGCCCUCGGCAAUAAUUCACAGAGCAACUCCAUACCAGUAGCGCCAGAGCCAUAUCAGCUGCAGCUCCAUACGGCUACAAACCCCCAACAGACUUCUGCCUACGUCGUGCAGAAACCCCACGAGAACCAAGGACCUGGAAACUCCACGGGAGCUGGUAGCCCACCCGGCUACAGCCCAGCAUCCAGCAGCGAGGGGAGCGUCAUGUCCUUCUCUGUGACGGUCACCACCAUACCAGCUAAUCACAGCAGCCGCGGGGAAGCCGCACCCAUACCAGCCUUCACGGAAGGCGCCGGCAUCGACGACCCACCAUCCAACUGCUACUGCAGGCUGAAGGCCAUGAUCAUGUGCAAAGGCUGCGGAGCCUUCUGUCACGACGACUGCAUCGGGCCGUCCAAACUCUGCGUGUCCUGCUUGGUGGUGCGAUGAGCCGCUUUGACAGGCUUCACGUACUUUCAGGAAUCCCCAAGAAAGACGGAACGCUCACUUGAGCUGGAUGUUGUGUUUUUUUUCCUCGUUUUCAAAAAGACUCCAUUCAGCACCUUUUUCCUAGACUUGAGUCACUCGUGUUUGUGAAUUGUGACAAAGUUUUGCACUUAGAGGAAAACAUUUAUUGCACAAUAUUUUGUUAGAAACAAAAGUGAUACAAAACGAGAUAUUUUUAUAGAAAAGAGGACUCUCGGAUGGAAAGCCGCUUCCUUUGUAGUAGAGCAUUUGAUUGACCUUGUGCAUUCUGUUGUAAAUAUGAAAUAUGCUAUGUGUGUAUAUGUGUGUGUGAAUGUUGGGGGUGUGGCUUCAUGAGGAAGGCCGCACAGAGAGGCACAAUCUAGGUCCUACUGCUAGUCAUGGGAUGACAUUGGGGUAACACCAGCUGUGAGUUAUGGACUUGAAAGCAGAAUCUAGUUCCAAAUGAAUAUCUCUCAUGAUCAUGGUGGACUGCAGAUAGAGUUUAGAGUACCAUGUGUGUCUAAGGGAGGUGGUUAUGCUUUCAGUUAGACCAGCAUGUGACUCUUGGGGCCAAUGGGUGCUGUGGGUCUGUCUGGUACCUGCACGUAGGACAUUUUCUCAGUGUAGUUAGCCUCUCUCCUUAUUGCUGUACGUUGUGUUCUGUGUGUCAGUAGUGCACCUUCAUGGAAUAUACCACCAUUGGGUUACCUAGGAUGCAAGAGUGGGGCCAGGGCUAGCGAACAGGUGCCCUUAAUGCUGGCGACCGCAUAGAAUUAAAAUACAUAAAUAGUCGUAUCUAAUAUCUGAUUGACUGUAUCACUCCUUCAUCCCCACCUUUGAACUCAGACUGUGACUAUAGUAGAUAAUUUGCUUAUUAAGUGCAUGAGAUUUAAUGAUUUUAUGCAUGGGGGAAAUUAGCUGAUUUUUUUUUUUGGCUAGAACCUUCCGGAGCCCAUGCAGCCUUGAGCCGUGAACUCAGAAGCACAUUGAUGGGAAACGUCUAUAGUGCAGGUCCCCGAAAGGACGGCCAUACUCCUGCUGCUCUCCAUGCUGUGGAUGAUCGGCAUCAGCUUUCAUUUUUCAUUUUCUGACAACCUUUCGACUAAGAGCCAGAACCGGCGCAGUAUGGAAACGGACCCUGUUGGUGCAUUAGGUUCCCCGUUCCUAAAUUCCCUAAAAGCGUGUUGCAUCGAGGUCUCCGCCUCUACACUGCAUCUUGGCAGUGCCGUCGUUUCCCUGCUCUCUCAUUGGCAUGUAAUAUUAGUGAUACUCUGGGACCUGGGGCAGAUGAACUUUUCUGGGGGCCCUAGGCUGGCUUUUUUUUAUUUUUUCGAACCAAAAGGGAUGGGGGGUGAUGGCACAAAAAUUUUCUGGUUGGCGUUGGGGGCUGUCAUGGAUGUUCCCCAGUUCUUCACUGGAUUAAUUCUAACAUACCCACCUGUACUGGGCAGCAGUCGCAGAGUCACCCCAAGGGUGGGGCCCUUGGUUUAGUACCUGCGUUUUCCACGCCCGUGCAGGGGGCCUGAGUCCUUACCCUCAUCUCAUAGCCCCAUAUUCAGAAACUUUUUCUUGAAAUUAUGAAGUGUUUUUAGAUUUGUUUCUCGUAGUUUGUUAAAUUGCUUUAUCUUCAAAACAGAGUAGUCUGAUGUGAGAUUUCGUUUAAUGUUGUCUUUCUCCUUUGAGCUGUAGGUGAAGUUAGACACCCAGGAAUACCCAGGCGCUUUCCGCUGUCGCUUUCUCCCAGCUGAGCUUUUCCUGCCUCCAGGCUGAUUGUCGUAGCAAAGACUUCCUAUUUAACUUGGUUUUCCCUCUGUUUUUUAAAAAAAAAUCCUCCCAAUCUAUGUUUGCUUUAAAUCCGAUGAAAGCGGAACAGUCCCAGGAUGAAAUGGCAAUGUCUGUGCAUGAAUGUCCAUUAGCAGAAACUGCGGAGAAACGCUUGGUCCAGCGGUGAAAAGUUCACGCGCAGCGUGUCAAACUAUGAUGGCAGUGCUGUUGUUAAAUCACGUGUAUGAAUCAUUUCUGUGGUGUUAUACCAAAGUCGCCAUUUGAUUUUUAUUUUAAAGUUUGAACAAUUAAACAAAACAAAGUAAUAUAUUUUAAGUAAUCUAUUUUAAUAUAUAAAGUCUAUUUAUAAAUGAUUUGAUUACAAAAGAAAACAGGGUAUUUACUGGAAUAAUGUAAUUGCAGUUCUAUUCUUUUCAUCACGUUGUGCAGGACGAAGUCUUUAGAGUGACUUUUUACAACAAGAUCUGAAUGCUGUGUCUAACCUGCAAGGAAGUACAGAGAGGACUGAUUUUAACCUGAGUCCAGCAUUCAGCUGUAGUGCCGUCCUGUACCCCAGUAAGCCGGCCAGUUACCGUAGCAAGCUGAGCUCUAAGAUACGAUGACAUAAAGGGGAAUGUGAGUCCGGUGAGGCAGCUUCAGUGAACAUGCAAUCACCAUCAUCGGCAGAAUGUAUCUAAGAUAAGUCUGUUUACUCCUAAAACAAUACAGCCCUCAGCAAGCAGAAAAUUAAACACAAGAUGUAUGAUUUUCAUCUUCAGUUUUUUAAAUGUGUUUUGUAUAGUUUCAAAGACACUGUAUAAUUAUACGUCUUUAACAACAUUAUUUUAAAAUAAGCAAUAUUCACAGUUAAAACACCUAGUGUGUCUUUUAUUAAAGGAGUGUGCUCUUUUAUAGCUUAUCUUUUGUGGUGAAUUAGGCAUUGAAGCAGAAAUCUCAUAUAAAUGUACAGGCAGAGGUGAAAAUUCCAGGUUCAAAAAGAAAAAAGUCCAGACCAGGAUUUUGUUUCAACCAAGCAGUUGAGCAUAGAGAGUACUCAACUGGUUGGUUGGAACAAAAUCCUCGUCUGGAUUUUUACUUUCUGGACCUGAAAUUGCCACCUCUGACUUUAAUAAAUGUUAUUCAUUAGACGUUUUGCACUAGCUUUGAUUGAACUGCCCCAAAAUUAUGUAAUAUAUUGUAACUUUACAAAACCAAAGUGGCUCCAGUUGGAGUUUUUCAUAAAACCAGCAUUUUGAUGGCCUAGUUUGUGGUCUUAUCAGGUAUCGACAUGGAGGGACAGAGACGUAUCAUGUACAAGAAAGCUUUGGCUGCCAGCCUCUUCCUAUAUUUACACCUUAAAUGUUCAAUGCACUAAUUUGUUCACAUUUUAGUAAAAAGAAAAAAAAAGGUUAAAAUACACUUCAGAUCUUUUUGGAGGGCUUUUCACAGUGAAGGCCUCGUACCAUUUUGUCACAUGACCAUUAAAGCUGUCAUUGUUUUUAAGAAAUGAAGUCAAAAUAUAUUCGAAUGGACUGUUUAACUAGAUAACCUUGUGUUUGGUAGAUGUAGGAGAUUUAAUUUUGAAAAUAGUGUUUUAAAAGAACAUUUUUUAGAAAGAUAAAACAAAAUUAUAUUUAUAACAUUUUAUAAGAGGAAGAUUCUUAAAUAUUCCGUAUGAUUUCACUUAUGCUUAUUAUACCUGUAAAAUUAGCUCGUGCUUUCCACUGUGUGCUAAUGAGUUUGUCGUUUUGCAUUUCUCUGUGUAGUUGUGUACAAACCUCAAUAUCCUCUAAAACAUUGUUCUCCAAUAAACAUGCUUUUACAGCCAAUCAAUUUCAACAUGUAUUCCAUUGUAUUUGAAUUUUGCCAGAGUAGUUUGUAUGGGAAAGGGAUUCAUGUGAAUUCUAUUGUACUUCUCGACCCCUAAACUGUAAUAAUAAUUUUGUAUUAUAAGAGGCUUUUAUUUUAUGGAACAGGGCCAAUGUACUGUGCUCACAGAUGCUGGGUUCAGAGGCCAAGCCGAUGUUUAAUGGUCCCUUGCGAGUCUUUUGCACAGUUGCCUGUGACUGUUGUGCAUUUUCAGGCUGAAAAUGCAAAGUCUUCUGUGUCGCACUUUUAAUAAUUGUUUCCCACUACAAGGCUCAUGGAUUGUUCUGGAUCAUCCUCUUUGUCUCAUCUUGCUUUACUCUGCUGAAUAAUAUAGCCCUGUACAUACAUACCUCUUCAAUAUUGUUUAAAAGAGUUAUUUAGGUUUUGUACAUAUUUUUCAUUUAGAAAAAUGUGAAUAUAAAACUCUUCUAGUGUAUUUGCUGAUGAACGUGAUCUAAGAGAAAUUCAUUUUCCUGUGGUUGGGGUUCGUUUUCGUUUGGUCAGUUCUGGAUCAAACCAGGACCGUGGGAAUAGUGUCUAAAGCAAAGUGUGUGUGUGUGUGUGUGUGUCUCAGUCAUUCUCCAGGUGUGGGGAUUCCUCCUUUCAUUUGGGAAGAAACAGCCUCUUCAAAACCAAGAAUGUAAUAUAUUAAUCAGCAAUAUGAGAAAAAUGUAUUUUAUCAUAAUAGUUUGAAAGAUUCAAUAAAAACACAGUAUGAUGUUUCA
Brienomyrus brachyistius is the source of this 11849-nucleotide messenger RNA. It is a transcript of the gene asxl2, whose product is annotated as ASXL transcriptional regulator 2. NCBI's taxonomy places the organism in Eukaryota, Metazoa, Chordata, Actinopteri, Osteoglossiformes, Mormyridae. The transcript is spliced from 8 exons. Gene Ontology annotation, molecular function: chromatin binding; peroxisome proliferator activated receptor binding; DNA binding. Gene Ontology annotation, biological process: animal organ morphogenesis; positive regulation of transcription by RNA polymerase II. The coding region runs from base 4243 to 7473 and encodes 1076 amino acids. The record is from RefSeq and is a predicted model, not a curated record. Gene Ontology annotation, cellular component: PR-DUB complex.